Molecule: messenger RNA, 5895 nt
Organism: Nothobranchius furzeri (turquoise killifish)
Lineage: Eukaryota; Metazoa; Chordata; Actinopteri; Cyprinodontiformes; Nothobranchiidae
Gene: trhra
Product: thyrotropin-releasing hormone receptor a
Biological process (GO): phospholipase C-activating G protein-coupled receptor signaling pathway
Cellular component (GO): membrane
Molecular function (GO): thyrotropin-releasing hormone receptor activity
Source: RefSeq, a predicted model, not a curated record
UGUAGGUGCAGUAUACUUGAAUUAUUACAGACCAAUUACAGCUAUACAUCAUUUAGAAAACACUAAAAGAGCAAACGCCUACUGAAAAUAAAAAAGGAACAGUCAUCUGAAAAACCCAAAACUGCCUAAAUCAAUAUCUCCCUCGCCACCUGGUGCGUAAAAGCGUUGGAGUCCGUGGUCUGAGAGGAAGAAGUUGGCGGGUCCAGUGCGUCAGAUCGUGACUUCACAGCCAGGGUCUGAGGAGCAGAGCGGCUUUGCAGGAAGCUCUCAGUCACCAGAGAGACAGGGGCACGAAGAGGAGCUCUCCCCCCUCUGCACAACUUCAACCUGCAGCUGCUGACAGGAGUUCUUCUGCUGGAUGGGUCUGUCAUGGAUGUCUUCAUGGAGACAAAACGACACUUUUUGUGGACUGUAGUGGAUCUGGAUGAGAUGUUUGAUAAAGAAGCUAAAGGAGUUUGCGCGCCUGUUUUCUAAAGAUACGUGUUUUUUUUUCAAUGCUUAGUGUGUUUUUUCUAAAGUGCACAGAGCUCCAGCUUCCCUCCGUGAUGGAAAACCUGACCUUAGAUGACAUGAACAUGGAGAAUGACACGUCGGCGCGCGAGAACCAGACCCUGGGUGUUUGGACGGACUACUCUGUUGAGUACAAGGUGGUCAGCGUAUUCCUGGUGUCCCUCAUCUGCGGGGUGGGGAUCGUGGGGAACAUGAUGGUCAUCCUGGUGGUCCUGACCACCAAGCACAUGCGGACUCCCACCAACUGUUAUCUGGUGAGCCUGGCGGUGGCGGACUUGAUGGUCCUGACGGCCGCCGGGCUACCCAACAUCACGGACGCCCUGCGCGGGCAGUGGGUGUACGGCUACGCGGGCUGCCUUGGGAUCACCUACUUCCAGUACCUGGGGAUCAACGCGUCCUCCUGCUCCAUCACCGCCUUCACCGUGGAGCGCUACAUCGCCAUCUGCCACCCCAUCAAGGCGCAGUUCCUGUGCACUUUAUCCAGAGCAAAGAAAAUCAUCAUGCUGGUGUGGGCGCUCACCUCGGUCUACUGCGUCAUGUGGCUCUUUCUGUCCGACACCACAAAGUUAGUGUACGACAACGUGGUAAUGCUCACCUGCGCCUACAAGGUGUCCAGGAGUCACUACCUCCCCAUUUACUUCGCGGAUUUCACCGUGUUCUACGUGGUUCCGCUCAUGCUGGCCACAGUUCUGUACGGACUGAUCGCCAGAAUCCUGUUCCUCAACCCGCUGCCGUCCGACCCGAAAGCUGGCAGCCAGAAGUGGAGGAGGGAGGCGAGUCAGGGGGGGAGGAUGAUCAGCACCAGCUCCUCCAGCAGCACCACGGCUGCCUCUCGCAGACAGGUGACGAAGAUGCUGGCUGUGGUGGUGGUCCUGUUUGCCUUGCUUUGGAUGCCCUACCGCACCUUAGUGGUGGUCAACUCCUUCUUGGACACAGCCUACCUAGACACCUGGUUUCUGCUCUUCUGCCGUCUCUGCAUCUACCUGAACAGCGCCAUCAACCCAGUCAUCUACAACGCCAUGUCUCAGAAAUUCCGCACCGCCUUUAAGAAGUUGUGCCACUGCGGCCCUCAGCGCAUGGAGAAACCUGCGGCUUACAGCGUGGCGCUCACCUACAGCGUCAUCAAGGAGACGUCCAACGGGGAAAGUCCUGACCACUUCACUACAGAGAUGGAUGAGCUUCACUCACCAUGUGAUCAGUAUCUGCCUACCAGCAUCCUGCCAAGUGCCAAAAAGAUGCAGUAUGUGGAUUCUCCGCUGUCUGGUGGAGACGCCAAAGCCUGACUGGAGACCAACUCUGCAUCUUAAGUGGAUAUCAGAGAUUCUGACAGCUACAUUAUGAACUCAGGCAAGUUUUUCCAUUAAAGAGUACAGAAAUGUCCAGUUUAGCUAAAGUGUUUGAUCUAGUAAGAGCCAUUUUUGAAGUGAAAUAGGAUGCAUUAAAAAUCUGCAGACUUUUAAUAUUUUGCACAAAAUUAGUCAGUCAGACAAAUUUGUAAAUAAUUCUCAGUUUACAGAGAAAAUGUGUGAAAAACAACGCCCCAAAGCUUAACAAGCAAAGCUGAGAGAAAAAUGCUAACACGAUGAUAGCACAGCACCACCGUUUAUAUAAAUCCAGCAUUCAAAAGAUAAUUUUGUACAAGGAGUUUAGUGAAGUUUAUUCUACGCUUUCAUGACUGAUUCUGUAAAAGCAGUGGGCCUUAUCUCAUCUUCUUUUUACUUUCCAUGGGGAGCGGUAGAUAAACGUGACAGUAAACAGCAGAAAACCUCCACGUGGACCCGUUUAUUUCCCUUUACGGUUGAUUUUUAAGCUGUUCAGCGUGUAAUUCAACAGUUUGUUGACUCCCGCCAGCACCUGUUUCAGCUCCAGUGGGCAGACGUUUACAACAAUAAGCUUUUAACUGCCCCUUUACACCAUUUACUCUGCACCAGGUUUUAAAAUAAGAAAGAACUGCAGCUUGCAGUUUGAAAUCAUCUCAGCUUUUUAUCCAGUAUUUGAUCAAAUACAUUUCUGGAAGAGAAGGUGGAGAAUCAAAGAUAAGUUUGAGGUUUGUGGUAACACCUUCCCACUCCUCCCAUCUUGCCAACAUUUCCACUGCAUGAAUCUCUGAAACCACUUCUUUUUCCGCUCAAUAUUACUUCCUGUUUAGCACAUGCUGGAUAAGUAGAGUCAAAUUUUCUCCCCUGAACAGUCUCAGUUUAGGGAACCGUGAUGAUUUGUGGAAACAUCAGGUCUUGUAUGAAGUGUUGAGCUGUGUUUGUGUUGGAUGUAAAACAGGGAAGCAGAAAUCUAGAGAAUACUCUCUCCAAAAUGAGGUUUUAAGAAUAAAUCUGACUAUGUUACUCAACAUCAUCAUCAUUAGUAAUGACUGCACCAAAAUCACAGCAGAUUCCGCUUAAUGUGCUUCUGUGCAUUUGCUCUUUUUAAAUGACCAUCUCCACAUGGAUGCUAACAUUAUUUAUGCAGCUUAGAGGAAGAUGAGCUUGUAAGGUUUUGUCCACAUUUCUGAAAUUUAAUAGAGGUAAGAUUAACAGUGUUACAAAAAUAACCUCUCCAACAUUAUAACUUUUCUGCACUUUAAUAAAAAGGUUCUCUUCAAUAGAAAUAAAGAAACUUGGAUUUUAUGUUGUAUUUACAUUUUCCAAACACAAAACAUUACAUAAAUGAAAGAUUUGUUUUAAUCCAGUUUAGGUUUAUUAAUGUGAGCUGGAGACAUGGAGCACGUACAAUUUGCCCCUCUGCCCAAGGAAACAAAUGAGCAGUUUUCUUCAAGUUAAAGAAUCUUUAUCCAAGUUAAUUGUUUCUCUUCAUCUUGAUAUGUAAUUAAUGUGAAUGCUUCUGCCACCUUGUGGCCUUUUUUGAUUCAUAAACGAGUAAAAAAAAACUAACUAUUUAAUUUAAUUGCCAAAUAUCUAAUUAUAAAAAAAUAUCUGUUGUAGUGUUGGCCAGAUCAAAGUCUUUUAACACAUUUGUGUGGCCAGUGUCAUGAAUUAGCUCAACUGAGAUCAUUAAUCUUCUCAGCAUAUAUAUUUUUAUUUCCACAUGACAUUGCACAUGCAUCAGGAAAUCAUACCAAAGCAAAUUAUUUUCCAAUAAAUGAAAUUAUUUUCUUUAAAUACUGAUUAGAAUAGGACGGGAUUCCUCCUUCUGGGCUUUGAGAGAAAGGAUUCACACUUAGACAGACUUUUAAAGAAGCAUUUAUGGAGCUAGGAUUAGGACAAUAUUACACAUAACUUGUACCAAGUCUUGUAACUUGUAACAUGUUUUGUAACUGUAACCUUCAUUUUGUAACAUAUAAUUCACAUUUUGUAACAUGUAACCUUUGUUUUGUAACACACAUUUUUGUUAUUGUCAGUCAUAACUUUUGUGUUCUAAGACGUAACUUUUGUUUUGUAGCAUAUAGUUCUUGUUUUGUAACAUGAAACUUUCGGUACGUAAGUUACGUUUUAGAAAACUAAAGUUACGUGUUACAAAACAAGAAUAACAGACUACAAAAGGAAAGUUACGGGUAACAAAAUGUGAAUGACAUGCUACAAAAGGAAAGUUAUGUGUCAAAACUAAAAUUGCAUGCCACAAAAUGAAAGUUACAGGUUACAAAACGUGAUUUACAUGCUAUAAAACGAAAAUUACGUGUCACAAAACAUAAAUUACAGGCUAUAAAAUGAACGUUACAAGUUACAAAAGCAUUCACAUCACAUUUCAGAUCAUAUUCAUUAUUUAGACUGAUUCUACAACUUGUCCUUGAACCCAAAUAAUUUUCCAUCUCAGCAUGCUGGAUGCACAAAGACGAAGAAACCACCACUAAUGAGGAUCACUGCUGCUUUUGAAUGAACAAUCAUAAAUCAGUAAAUUAAUGAAAAAGAUCCAAAAGUAUUAUGUUUAUUUCUUUAAUAAUUAAUUAUAGACUUAGCUGUUUCUCUGUUGGCAGCCUUUAUUAGAAAGCAGUGCAUGAUGCAGAUCAGAAUGUAGGAUAUUAGUCAGCAGUGCAUCCUCAUGUGGAAAUACUAAUCAUUUGGAUACAUUUAGGAAAAACAGGAUUCUGGCAGGUUUUAUUGUCACUUGAAACUAUCAGUGUUGAACAAACCAACACAUAAAGCAGAUCUCUAUUUCCUCUCUUAUCCUGUUCUUGUAGCUUCUUUUGGGUGAUUAGUGUUGACACCAUCUGUUCUGUACAGCUCCAAUGGACCAUUCCCCGUUUCUGUUCUGCAAGGAUUUUACUGACAAAGCAAAAAUGUUUCCUUUCUGUUAGCGCAGCUCUACUCCUGAAGCCAUGUAAUUCAAAUUAAUCUGAAUGCACACCACCAUGACAUUUUCUUUUUGCUUGGAGAGGAAAAGCACAGAUGUUGGAUUACAUGACCUUUAACAGUGGUCUCGGUGCAGAAAGAGGAAGAUAUUAGAUACUCACUUAAAGCUGCUGUCAGUUCAGAAUCACCUGAACAAUAAUGAUUUCUGCAGGGAGUAGUUUGAUUAGUCUCAACGUGACAGACACACCGAAGCCUUCCGCUGCUCUGGUCACUGUGAAGACGAUCGCUGUGGAGAGCCCGUGAAGGUCAGUGGGCACUGCAUCAGAAAAUGGGAGAUAUGAACUCCUCAAGUGCAGAAAAAGUACAUUUAAAACCAGCUGCAUUGAAUCACAGGUAUUGGCCGCAGCAUGAGGCCCUUUUCUGUUAUUUAUUUGCUCAACAAGCCCCUAGGGGCUUAAGCUUAAGGCAGUGCUGGAAUGUGUAAAUAAGUCACAACAUAGAGCCAUGCUUGAUUUGGUGGAACUCAUAUGUAAAUAUUGAAAACCACACCUGAUUUCUGCUUGAACUGCACACGUGUGCAACUGAAGUCUGCAUAGAAGGAAUAAUCAAGUGGAUGCUGUGAAAGGGACAUGUGUUGUGUCAGAAGCUGUUUGUUUUUUGUCUAUAUUAUGAAGAUGUGUAAAGUUGAUUGUUCAGUACAAUGUGAAAUUUAUGCCGUAUUGUAUUUUAUUUUAUUUUCAAUGUGUGCCAGCAAAUGCGCUCUUACAAUAACAGCUUGCUUUGAUCUUUUGUUCCAUCCGUCUGUUUCUUGUCAUUUCAGUCCAGUGGGUGAAAGUUAAUCUCCAUAGUAGACAGGAUUGCACACUUUUACAGUUCUCAUUUUUUCGGAAUUGUUUUUGACUCUUCGACAAACAUGAUUUUGUUUUGCACGGUGUGCAGGUAGCAGGAUGAAUACUGGCUUUUGUGAUGUGAAAACAUGCAGGAAAAAAGAACAGAAGAAGAAAAUUGGUGUGUUUUCAUGUGAAGCGUCAUUCUUUGCACUUUUAUGUUUAAAAGUGUUAUUUUUUCAGCUUUUGCUGCUUGAUGGGUUGUUUUGUAUUUUGAAUUGUUCAUUGUCUAUAAUAAAAAAAUAAUUAUUGUU